This is a messenger RNA of Malassezia pachydermatis, 1101 nucleotides long. RefSeq lists its product as hypothetical. The coding region runs from base 1 to 1101 and encodes 366 amino acids. Lineage: Eukaryota; Fungi; Basidiomycota; Malasseziomycetes; Malasseziales; Malasseziaceae. The transcript has 2 exons. The record is from RefSeq and is a predicted model, not a curated record.
AUGUCCACUGCGACUGUGCCCUUAGAAAGCGAAAGCAGUACUAAAGCUGCUUCCAUGGGAGAAACAAAUGUACCUGCUGCUACUGUUGAAAACCAAAUCAAUGCGACUUCACCACUUCCCUUGUCGGCUUUGCUUAGUGCGCAUCCUUCGAAUGAUUCAAUACCCUUGUCCUCGGUACAAUUUUUACCCCAAACACCGUUGAAAAACACCAAUGUUGCUGAUUCGAGUACAGUACCUGAUCCUAUGGUGCCCGAGAACCCUGUUGUGAAAGAAGUGAUACGGGAAGAUGUGGUUCCCGUUACCAUGCCACCUCCUACGGAAGACAGGGCACCUGAAAUGAAUACUAGCAUCGCAGAGGAAAGUACAACUACUAAUGUAAAGGAGACUUUAUCGUCAUCUGAGUUGCCUCAAGCACCGACAGAGAAGCCAAGUGAAGUGCAGAAUGAUACGCCUCCAUCCGCACCAGUACGGACGAGUAGGUCGGGCCGUGUUAUCCGACCUCCUCCGUCAGAGACCAGUAAUAAUGACGAGAAACUCUCCAGUUUGAACGAUAAAAUAAGUGGUCUGAAAGAAGAGCUGCAAUUUACGAAAGAGAUGUAUCGAGAGGCAUCCUUGGCAGCAUCCAAGGCAGGACAAGAACUAGAAGUGGUUCUGAAAGAGAACGAUAGGCUGAAGCAACAAAUGAGGACAGUGGCUCAAACGCAAAGUGAAUUUAAGUCCAUGGAAUUGGAGUCAUGGAAGCGAGAAGCAUCGAUUCUCAGUGCACAACUACAUUUACUCCAGCAACAGCAGGCCAUGACGAGCGACGAACUUCGGCAUAAGGCUAGCUUAUGGGAUCGUCGCCAGGAAGAAGAAAAGAUCAAUGCAGAACGUGAGAAGCGAUCAGCCUCUUUGGGCAAGCGGUAUAGUGACGCAUUCGAGCCAAAGAUGUCUGUGAACGAGGAACUCCUAUCCGAAUUAGCAGAGCUUCAGGAAGAGGCGCUCAGUGCUAAUAACAUGCACGAAACCCCUUCUAUGCCCCAGUCGACCUCCGAAAUGUACGAGAGUUUCCCGCAAGCGAUUUGCUCCAAGGGAUGCUUCCAAACCCCUUGUACAAGAUGA